This is a messenger RNA of Manacus vitellinus (golden-collared manakin), 2014 nucleotides long. RefSeq names its product kazal-type serine protease inhibitor domain-containing protein 1. Bases 337 to 1245 code for a protein of 302 amino acids. Gene Ontology annotation, biological process: regulation of signal transduction; regulation of cell growth. Gene Ontology annotation, molecular function: insulin-like growth factor binding. Lineage: Eukaryota; Metazoa; Chordata; Aves; Passeriformes; Pipridae. Gene Ontology annotation, cellular component: extracellular region. The transcript is spliced from 4 exons. The record is from RefSeq and is a predicted model, not a curated record.
GGCUCAAGGAGCCACUGAGCAAACAGCUUUUCAGAGAGCUUCAACUCAGCUGUCAGAGGGGGCAGUUUGGUCUCUGUGCAAGCAAUACUCACAUUCCAAACUGCAUUAGGGAAAAGCUGGUGGGGGUUUAUGCAUUUUUAUUAUCAGUUCCAGACUAGGAAUUUGAUGCUAAUUUUUUCUUAAAGCCUGUGUUUGCAGUAGCAUUUAUAUUCUAAAACAAAGCCAGGAUUGUGAUGUUUUUCUCUCACUAGCUUGCUCUUCUUUAUCUUUUCUUUUUUUUUCCUCCCCUUGGCUUUACUCCAAGGACCUUUUCUGCUUGUUUGUUACACUCUCAAGAUGAAGCACUGGAUGGUUACAGCAGUGCUGAUAGCACUGGUACAGGUUUCUCUGAGUUUCCCUGCCUUGUACCACCGAGGUUGGUGGAGGCUGCUAAGGGAAGGAGAUAGUUGUGGAAAAUGUGAUUUGACGCUUUGCUCGGAGCCUAAAGACUGUCCAGCCGGGACUGUGUUGGAUCGUUGUGGCUGCUGUCGGGAAUGUGGGAAUGUGGAAGGUCAGAUCUGCGACUUGGACCAGGGCAAUCAUUUUUAUGGGCAAUGUGGGGAUGACCUCGAGUGCAGGCUGGAUGCUGAUGAAGCAAGGUUUGGGGAAGUCCCCGAACCCCAGUGUGUGUGCAAGUCUCAAGAGAGCAUCUGUGGACCCGAAGGGAAAACCUACGAGAACAUCUGUCAAUUCAACAAGGCUUAUGCUGCAAAAAGAAAUAUCAGCAUGAAACAUAAAGGGCCAUGUGAAUCAGCUCCUGUUAUUUCUAUGCCACCUCAGGAUGCCCAGAAUUACACAGGCAAUGAUGUCAUUUUUGGCUGUGAGGUGUCAGCCUAUCCUAUGCCACACCUUGAAUGGAAAAAAAAGGGGAAUAAAAUGUUUCUGCCAGGAGAUGACACCCACGUCUCAGUUCAGGCAAGAGGUGGGCCUCAGAAGUAUGGCGUGACAGGUUGGCUGCAGAUUCAAGGACUCAAAAAGUCAGAUGAAGGCAUUUACAUCUGCCACACCAGAAAUAAGUAUGGUGCAACAUAUGCCUCUGCAAGACUGAAAGUCGUUGAUGACCCAUCUCCUCCAUUUGCAUUUACUGCUGGCAGUAGAAGUGCAAGCUACAGCAUUGAAUAUGAGGACUAUUAUGACAAUUCUGAUGAAGAUGAUGAUGAAGAAUAUGAAUCCGGGGACUACGAUAAUGGAAACAACUCUGAAUAAUAGUUUUUAUACAUCUGUUGUCCAAUACCUUUCACACUGUUAUAUUUAUCAGUAAUCUCUGUGCUGUAAAUGGCUCCUCUGCUAACACAUGUAUAUCCACCUUCCUGAAAUUCAGCUUUGGAUAAAGUGUAUCAUGCUACUCAGCAGAAAUAAGAACAGUUGUAACACCUCACAUUUAAAUUGUUAAAUAUAAUGCUUCAACAUGCACCUUUCUACUAGAUAUACCAAAGGCAUCAAAUUUUAUGUUAAUUUUAAAAUUAUUUUAUAAUUUCUUUCACACAUUCUAAUUUGUCUAGCAAAAAUGUCAAUAGUUAAACAAAAUUUUUACCUUGUCUCAAUUUGCUUUUUUUCUAUAAUGUACUACAAAAUAUCAAAAGAUUGUUCACAUGGUAACAAGCCUAAGUAUGGAGUUUGCAAACUAGUCUUUAAUCUCCUUAGUUCCUGUUUUCUCUUAAGUUUCAGCAAGAUUUUCCUUCUCAUUUGAAAUGUUCCAUGAUUAGUCUCAUCAAAUGUGAAUUAUGUGUCUUUUGGGGGAUUAUUUUGUUUACUUUUAAUAGAUACAUGAAGCAAUCCCAGUCUAAAGCAAGUAAGUGCUGUUUUAUUGGCAAUACUCAGAUAUUCCUAGAAAAGAUUCUUUGUGCAUUCAAGCAGCUGAGCACACCUUUGAACUCCUCUUUGUAACAGCUCCUGCGUUUCUCCUCAAAGUGCUGGCUCCUUCCCCCAGCCCAGGGAGCGGUUCAGAGUUUGGGAUGGUUACUUCACUCUGAAC